AUGGGUCACCCAUCGCGUGGUGUGUGUUGUGUCCGCUCGACUCGACUGGAAGUGAUUGUGGGAUCAGUUGCGGUGAUCGCGGGAAUGGCCGACUCGAGUGUGUCCGACGAAAGGGUUGUGGACUUCGUGUCCACCGAUGGUAAUCACGUGGCGAAGGCUUUCGACAUCGAAGUGGUCUGCGAUUCGCUCCAGAGGUGUAUUCAAGACAAGAAUGCCAUCGAUUUGGACCAUUAUCUUCGGGCAUUCAACGAACUGCUCCGGUAUUACAGCUUACGAUUGGCUAAGAGUUGGGAGGGUUUGCGGGGGACAGGGGUUGACGGGUCGGGGGUUGGGGUCGAGUUCUUCAACCUAUUGGGCGCUGUAUUCAUAUUCGUGGCCAAAGACGUGAAGGAGAAGAUCCAGAUCCUGGAGAAGUACACGAAAGAGUGCGACUGCGGUCCGCAUUACGGGACACUCCAGAAGAUGAUUGAGUACGAGAUUUAA
Molecule: messenger RNA, 483 nt
Organism: Medioppia subpectinata
Lineage: Eukaryota; Metazoa; Arthropoda; Arachnida; Sarcoptiformes; Oppiidae
Source: the annotation of a GenBank genome assembly